AUGCUCCAAGAAUUUGACUGGCCAACCACAUGCCAUUUACUGGGGCUGACGGCAGAGGAGCGUGAGGAAACCCAGCAGAAUAUUCGCCAAUGGAAUCGGCAAGCUAAGCAGGAAGAUAUACAGUUGGAAGAUAUGAGAGAAAGGCAACUGAAGGCACUCCUGCGAGUCGACAAUACUAAAAGUGGACAUAAUCGCGUUCCACACCAAGGUAUCUUCAGCAAGAUUUCCCGUCAGGUUUCCGGACAAUUACAGAAUCAGAUCGACUCGGACAUUUCAAUGUGCCAGGCAAGUGACUUGCUAGAUGCCAAACUGUUUCUGCGCAUGCGUGGACUCGACCGCAAAUAUGCAGGAGAAUGGGGUAAUGGUACGUCUGCUUGGCAAGCACUUGAAGACGAUGACAUUGAGCCGUGUCUCGAUGAUGACCAGAGGACCCAUCAGCGCCUUGUGGAUUGUGCAGAAUUUGAUGCAACAGGUCUCUCAGCACAAGGGGAUGAAAAUGCUAAUGUGCCUGACCCGGAUGACAAUUGCACGAUACAGGCGUAUGAAAUGGCCAAAUACUGCCCGAACUCUGAAAGGAACAAGUACCUACACAAAUUCCGUUUCAACAAGCCCAGGCAAUGUAACGGAGAUUCUCAACCCCGACACAAGGUAGUGUAUUAUGACCCUCGAGGGAGUGAGCCCUGUCGCCUGAGCGUUGGCGCGGAGAAAGCUGCUCAUGUUUGCGAUACGAGAUGGAGAAUUCCCAAGCUGGUAUCGAGACCUUGGGAGAUGCCUCUGACGAGUCUGUCCUUUAAUGGGCCACGACCAAUCCUUGGAACAUUUUAUAAUACCCACGGCAACAAACACGACGCAAGGAGGUCCCAGAAUGCAGCCUUCGUUCCUCCGACCAGACUUCCUUAUGGAAGUAUGACUGACAGACGUGCAGGCCAAACCGCCUUUUCAUCGGGGCCUGACCCACGACACGGAAGUUCAGCAACAGAAGUACGCAAAGAGAUUCCACUCAGAUCAAGCAGUGGCAGCACGUAUGCUACCUUAUCUGAAUCAGGAAAAACUCCAAGCCUCGUAAUCUGGACCCCCAAAGCCACCCCAAAUACAGCAGUAUCAACCAUAAGCCCUGACUGUCUUCCCGCAGAUGAGAACAAACAAUCACCGCAUGUAACCAGUGCACCGCAGUCCCCACUGGAAGCAAAGAAGGUCCUCAGAGAAUCAGCUGCACAGAAUUCUGGUCACGAAGUGCUAACUGAGGACUCGAGGCUGGGAACCCCCCCGAAACGUCCAGUCGAAUCAUUAGUCUCUAAAGAGAACAAAGUGCAUUCGUCUAAAAAACUGAGCGACGGAGAUGACAGCAGCCAGGAUAGCCAUGACAACGACUAUGAUGAGGUGGUACUUCUACCUGUAUAG
Aspergillus luchuensis is the source of this 1401-nucleotide messenger RNA. RefSeq lists its product as uncharacterized. The coding region runs from base 1 to 1401 and encodes 466 amino acids. The transcript has a single exon. Lineage: Eukaryota; Fungi; Ascomycota; Eurotiomycetes; Eurotiales; Aspergillaceae. The record is from RefSeq and is a predicted model, not a curated record.